Molecule: messenger RNA, 668 nt
Organism: Coccidioides posadasii C735 delta SOWgp
Lineage: Eukaryota; Fungi; Ascomycota; Eurotiomycetes; Onygenales; Onygenaceae
Source: RefSeq, a predicted model, not a curated record
CUCUCUUCGGGUUCAUGACACCGAAUCUAACCUCUCUAGCGUCUGAUGGGUUGCUGACGGAUGGUUGAUGGUGCAGUGUGGCCCCUCCCCUGCCUUCUUGUUGCCUCAGCAGAGAGCCCAAGCGCGGAGUAGUUAUAAAGAAUACGACCACGCAGACAACAACAAUGUCCUUUGCGCGAGCUGUAACCCGCUCUUCCAUUCGCCAAUUCUCCGCCCAGGGGCCCAAGCCAGAGAGUCGAACCCAGCGGUUUGUUGCGAAUUCUGCGCUCGUUGCUCUGGUCGUGAUACCUUUCAUUCACCCCGCGCUGGAAAGCUUGCGGCAAAAGAGGAGCGGGAACACUCAUGAGAGCAAUAGUUACCCGCCGCUCUGCUUCCGUACAUAGUAACGACAGACUAAUCUUACCGAACAAAUGUUGGUCCCACACGUCUGUCGUCUUUAAUUGACUAGGGUUGCAUAUUUUCCCGUACCAGGCGGGCUAUAUCCAAGUCGUUUACUUACCCGGUUUUGAAUCCAGUGUCAUUGGCGGGCCUCAAGGCAUGGUAUCUGGGAAUGGAGUUGCAGGGCGACUUUUUAAUGCUUUCUAUUCCUUUUUUAAUUCCUUCUGGACUCCAAUGGCACUUAGUUCCUGUCAUAUUAAAUUAGCAGCAGCUAAUUUUCGGAAUUGAUG